UCUGGCCGAGUGCGGCGGAAGUGACGUCGGUGCGGCCGCCGGUAUGGCGGCGCCGAAGGUGAAGCAGGACAUGGCCCCCCCGGGCGGGUACGGGCCCGUCGACUACAAGCGGCACCUCCCGCGCCGCGGCCUCUCAGGUUACAGCCUGUUCGCGCUCGGCGUCGGCAGCCUCCUCCUGGGCUACUACACGAUCAUCAAGUGGAACCGGGAGCGCAGGCGGCUGCUCAUCGAGGACCUGGAGGCGCGGAUCGCCCUGAUGCCGCUGCUGCAGGCCGAGUCGGACCGCAGGACCCUCCGCCUGCUGCGGCAGAACCUGGACGAAGAGGCCAAAAUCAUGAAGGAUGUUCCUGGCUGGAAGGUCGGCGAGUCCCUGUUCCACACCGAGCGCUGGGUGCCCCCGACGCUGGACGAGCUCUACUACCUGCGCCCCCCCGGCGAGAUGGACAACGAGAAGUUUGGGCUGCAGUACUACGUCUGAGGCGCUUCCCGGCCCCCCCCCCGGCACCGCGCUGUCACCUUGUUCCAGCCUCUCUGAUUAAAAACACCCCCCCCCCCGCCCGGAUCUGCGGUGUCGGACACGG
Messenger RNA from Chroicocephalus ridibundus (black-headed gull), 581 nucleotides. It is a transcript of the gene NDUFA13, whose product is annotated as NADH:ubiquinone oxidoreductase subunit A13. The record is from RefSeq and is a predicted model, not a curated record. Bases 44 to 478 code for a protein of 144 amino acids. The transcript has 5 exons. NCBI's taxonomy places the organism in Eukaryota, Metazoa, Chordata, Aves, Charadriiformes, Laridae.